Messenger RNA from Labeo rohita (rohu), 1596 nucleotides. It is a transcript of the gene nudcd3, whose product is annotated as NudC domain containing 3. The transcript is spliced from 6 exons. The record is from RefSeq and is a predicted model, not a curated record. NCBI's taxonomy places the organism in Eukaryota, Metazoa, Chordata, Actinopteri, Cypriniformes, Cyprinidae. Gene Ontology annotation, biological process: protein folding. The coding region runs from base 166 to 1239 and encodes 357 amino acids. Gene Ontology annotation, cellular component: cytoplasm.
GUGCCGUAGCACCUGCUCUGGAAAGAUCUGUUGUUGUAGUGUUGUUGCAGUGCUGUUUGUCCAAGUUUUCUGCUGGUUUUCUGUUGCUUUACGUUUGUUUUCCAUCAGCAAGUAUCUAAAUUAAACAGCUUCCAGUCAGAUUUGAUCCCGCUGAGCUGCUCAGCCAUGUCUUCUCCGGUGGAAAUGACUGAGUUGUAUGAUAACGCGCUGUUAGGGAUCCUGCAGCAUGUUGGAAACAUUCAGAAUUUUCUACAGGUUUAUUUUGGGUUCCUCUAUAGAAAGACGGACUUCUAUCGCCUCCUCACCGGCCCACAGGACCGAAUGGGCUUCCCGCCCGGAGUAGCUGAAAAAAUGGUGUUUAAGACGUUUAAGUUAUUUGAGAAUCUCGCAGAGCAGGACAGAGAGAGGGCAGCGAGGUUGGCAGAGGAGAAGAAAGCUGCUCCUCCUGCAGUACAGGAGCUGGAAGUUCAAUCAGAACAGGAGGCUGAAGCUCCUACAGAGGAGAAGAAGAGCACAGAAGAGCCUACACCUGUCCCAGCACCAUCAGCACAGAGCACAGAGACGCGCAGAGAGGCUCCGAGCAGCACCGCUGAGCCAUCAGGAGAUGUACAGGCAGAAGGAGCCGCAGCGCCUUCACCUUCUGAUUCUAAUGCAACCAAAGUUGGACAAGAAAGCUUUCAGACAAAUGCAGACAGUUACAACGGUGCUGUCAGAGAAAAAUACACCUGGUCGCAGGAUUACACGGAUGUGGAAGUUCGAGUGCAUGUGGAGCCCAACAUUGUUAAAGGCCGACAGGUGUCUGUGGAUCUGCAGCCAGGGAGGGUCCGCAUAGCUGUUAAUGAGGGAGGAUCGCAAAGAGUCCUGAUGGAGGGCGAAUUUACACACAAAAUUAACACAGAGAAUUCCCUGUGGAGCCUGGAGCCCGGCCGCUGCAUUCUGCUGUCCCUCAGUAAAACUGGAGAAGUUUGGUGGAGUGCCGUGUUGAAGGGUGAGGCUGAGAUCGACGUGAACCAGAUCAACCGGGAACGCUCAAUGGCAACCGUAGAUGAAGAGGAGCAUGCCGUACUGGACCGCCUGUCGUUUGAUUACCACCAGAAACUUCAGGGGAAACCACAGAGCCAUGAGCUUAAAGUCCAUGAGAUGCUGAAGAAGGGCUGGGACGCUGAAGGAUCUCCAUUUAAAGGUCAAGAAUUUGACCCCUCUAUGUUCAACAUCCCACCCAGUGCUGUCCAGUUUUGAGGUCACAUGUCAGUGCCAGAUGUAAAGUCAGCACUUACUGUAACACACACACACGCACAUAAGAGUACAGCGAUGGUUUCUCAGUGUCAGUUUCUUGCAAUGCCACAAAAUGAACAGCAACAGUGUUUGCACUGCACAUCUCAUGCCAAUAUAAACUGAUUCGCUGACACUGAUCGUUAUCUCUUGUUUAGUUGCUGUCUGGCAUGCAAAAUAGGCCGUUGAUCAUUUAUAAUUUUUAGUAUUUUAUGAAAUCAGUUGACUGAGAUUUUCUUUGGCCGCGUGUGUCUGUGAUCUUACAUUUGCCCAGUUACUGACUGUAUUCAGGAUUUAUUGUUUGUUAGUUUUCAUACUAUUUCA